This is a messenger RNA of Dracunculus medinensis (Guinea worm), 1179 nucleotides long. The record is from the annotation of a GenBank genome assembly. NCBI's taxonomy places the organism in Eukaryota, Metazoa, Nematoda, Chromadorea, Rhabditida, Dracunculidae.
UGUGAAUUUUUUUCAAUUUUAGUUGAAAUAAUCAGUACUUAUCCUAUUAAAAUGGAUGAAUGGCAUACGAUUCGUGUGAAAAAUAACGAAAGCAGCGGUUCGAAUAAUCUAAAAGUUAUUCAGGGUGAUGCUGGCGAAUCUUUAAUAUUUUUAGGAAUUGUAAGUCAAGUUUUAUUGUCCGGCGAUUCAGUUGACCUAGGAAAAGAAAAGAUCGCAGAAUCAGAAACACUGGAACACAAUAAUGCAUGCAGCUCGAAGCCAUGCCAGCAUGGCGGUUUAUGCAUCCCAUCAAAUGUCUUUAGAGGAUUCAAAUGUGACUGCUCAAAAACAAGCGGUUAUGAAGGCAAAUUUUGUGAGAGGAACUCCAAAAUAUGCGGUCAAGGUUAUUUAUUAAAUAAAUUCAAAUUUAUUGAAUGUCGAGUAGUAUUCUUAGUUUUGAGGGAACUACAAUGUCUACCAAAUACGUGUGGUGAGCAUGGUGAUUGUGAGACUGUUAAUGAAACACAUAUCGUUUGUUCAUGUCGUGACUAUUAUAGUGGCCCAAAUUGUGAAAUAUUUAAACCAAUCGAACACGCUGCACAAUUUGAUGGAAAAGCUUUUAUAGUAUUUUCUACCGAUGAAUUUCCACAUUUAACGUCCGAAAAAGAAGAAACUAUUGAAUUACGUUUCAAAACAACGGCUGAUUUCGGCUUGAUAUUUUGGCAAGGACAACAGCCUGGAAAAACAAAUGUUGGCGAAGACUAUCUUUCAAUUGGUUUAAACGAUGGAUAUUUAGUUUAUACAUUUGAGUUGGGUGGAGGAGCUGCACAAAUUACGAGUGUAGAAGCCGUGAAUGACGGUAAAGAGCAUCAUUUAAAAGCAUUAAGGAAAGGACGUAACGGUAGUUUACAAGUUGACUAUUCGAGUCCUGUCGAAGGUGUAUCCUCGGGCAUUUUGGCGAUGCUUAAUGUUGAUGGAGAUAUAUACGUUGGAGGUGUUCCCGACUUAGAAGGCAUGACUAGUGGAUUGCAUGAAGAGAAUUUCGUUGGCUGCAUAGGCGAUUUAACGUUGAAUGGUAUACGCAUGGAUUUAAUGGCGAAUGCAAUAGAUGGACGAAAUGUUAAGCCAUGUGAACAGUGGAUGGUGAGGAAGAAAUGGUUUCGUGGCAGGAAAUAUCGAGAUUUGAGUCGCUGGAUAUGA